AGCAAUUUUGUUUUCAUUUUAAGUUUCUUUUCUCAAUCUAAAAAACAAAAGGGUUGCUUUCACCAUUGCCUUUUGUUUUGCAGGGCUCCAAUCUUUACUGAAGAAAUUCUGGGUGAUGAGAAUGGAGAGAGUGAAAUUGUGCAACCACUAGAAAAGUUUUUCUAGGCCAAAUAUUGGAUGUAUUUGAUUCCUCUUGGACUCAUUAGUCAUGAAUGCCAUAACCCAAGCAAUGAAUAUGCCUGAGGAACAGGCUACUGGUCAAUCAGCAUCACAAGCACAGCCGGCUGCAUUCGUGCAUCCAAUGCUGCAGUGCGUAGGAGAUGACAUUUAACUAUUUUGGGGAGAAAUACUGGCUAAAAUUUAUACUUUGAUUGGGUCUUGGAUUACUUUGAUUGGGUCUUGGAUUGAUCUUCGUAGGUUUACAAUUGCACAAAAAUGUUUAAUUUAUUUUGUUAGUGAAUCGAGUUCAUUUAUU
Messenger RNA from Rubroshorea leprosula, 475 nucleotides. The record is from the annotation of a GenBank genome assembly. NCBI's taxonomy places the organism in Eukaryota, Viridiplantae, Streptophyta, Magnoliopsida, Malvales, Dipterocarpaceae.